UUCAGGAGACUAGGGAGCGCAUGCAGGCUUUGGGCUAGCAGGCAGACUCAGUACUGAUCCGGACAAGUGAGACAGGUGCUGUCCUGAUUGACAAAGGAAACCAGGCACACCUCCACCUCUUGAUCCUCUGGUAAACUUCUGGGAUACCUGAGGGUUUUUAGGAACCCCCCCCCCCAUCCAGGCUUCGCCCUGGAGGCCAAAAGCCUCGUUGAGGGCUCUGAGGAGGGGGAAUGCUGUGGGAGCUGCUCCCCUCCCCCUGCGUCCCCACUCGUGUCACCUGUACUCACUGUGGAGGAGCCAGGCUUCACCACUGUGGAGCUGUGCCAAGAUGGAGAAGACAUCUGCCUGACUGCAUCUGAAGGAGGGAUGGAGGAGAUGAGUGGUCAAGAUCCAAUCUGUGAAGACAUGCAAAGGAAAGACCAAAGAUUGCCAUUCCAGAUCUUCCCUGACCCUGUCGAGGUUGUCCUGGGCCCAGAGACCUCCUUGAACAGCCUGGACCAGGACCAUGGGAAGGAGCGUCUGCCCUCCAUCGUGGUGGAACCCACAGAAGUGAGCGAGGUGGAGAGUGGAGAGCUGCGCUGGCCUCCAGAGAACAUGGACAUGGAGGAAGACGAGGAGGACCUGUUCUUAGAGCAGUGCAUCCCCCCAGCUAACAUCGCAGACUGGGGAGACGAGGAGGAAGAGGAUGAGGAGACAUCAGUUAUACUGAACCAGCAGCAAGGCUUGACACUAAUUGACCUUCAGUCAGAUGCCUUUCGAGAUGACACUCCCACACUUCCACCGAGCAGUGCUCCGGCCCUCAACUGACUUAACCCCUAAGACCUCUGCACCUCUGAUGACACAGUGAGGAAACAUCCCGCUAUCAAGUAUGUCAACAUCUAUGACAAAACAUAGCAACCGGGACUUUGACAUUCAAAGUGUGAACUGAAAACCAAUGUCAUUGAUACACAGCUACAUGGCAACUGUGAAAUUUAUGCUCUCAUUUAUAUGAGUGCGUCCAAGAAAAGCCAUAUACAUGCCUGCACAUGAGAACACGAACAGGGACGUAAAUACACAAACGCACAUUCUCUGACACUCAAAAGUCAGCUCGCUGACGCUGGUGAUAGAGAGUUGAGCAACAUGGUGUCUUUACAGGUUUUUAAAUGUUAGGGAAAAUUUUGCUGACGCUGUGACUUUGUGUUUCAUUUCCCCCUUUAUUUCCUAAUUUUAAGGGCUCAGUGAUGUCAUAAGGCAAAGAAUACAUGUUGGCAUGGCAAGAAAUUUUCUUUAGUUUGUGUUUUGUUCAUUAUCGAUACUUCACUUUCGUCUCUGACACAGAUAACAGCCUGUACGUGAAUUAACAUCAUUGAUCAUCGUUCUCAUCAUCACUGGUGACAUCUGAGGACAUUUACUUGGUUAUAUCCUCAUUAUGUACAGUAUUUGUUAAAGUGCUGUAAAGUGUGUUGGCUGUUCUCUGGAUUGACUUACUGUUUUUGCUCUUUGUUGAAUUUGUUGAGCACUGUAAGCUGUGGUUUUUUAAAACUGGUCACAGUGGUUUCCCUGGUCACGUUCUGUUGAGGCAUCAUUUAAUUUGAAUUUUCUCACAAAGGCAGCCAUUUCAUCAGGAUCAGAUUUCUCAUUUGACACAUAAUGUGAAUAACAAAUACAGACAAAUGUUGUAAUCCUUAAAAUCAGCAUUUUCCAAAAGGUUCCGUAAAUCACUGCUCAUUCUUAUAACCUUGGAUUGGACAUUUGUUUUGUUUGUCAUGUGUAUUUAACAAAAAAAGGAAGGCAGCUCUAGGCAGCUUUUCAUCACAACAGCUGUAGAUGCUACUGAGAAUUGUAUUUGUGUAAUAAUGCUCUAAUUUGUGUGUAGGAUAAUUUGUGAAUAACUUGUAUAUAUGAAAAAGUUGUUGUGUUACUGUAAAAUGAUUAUUAUGGACUUGACAAUAAAGCAUAAUUGUCCCAUUAAUA
This is a messenger RNA of Seriola dumerili (greater amberjack), 1953 nucleotides long. RefSeq names its product protein LBH-like (gene lbhl). Lineage: Eukaryota; Metazoa; Chordata; Actinopteri; Carangiformes; Carangidae. The transcript is spliced from 4 exons. The record is from RefSeq and is a predicted model, not a curated record. Gene Ontology annotation, cellular component: nucleus. Gene Ontology annotation, biological process: positive regulation of DNA-templated transcription. Bases 367 to 807 code for a protein of 146 amino acids.